GUCGACAAAAGGGCUGAAUUAGUCCUGUUGUACCGCAUUAAUCUUUCGUCGAGUUCUUGAACCUUGAGCUGCUUCCCUCCAGACUCUGCCAAAAUGCCCGCCCUCACCACAUCAGCACUCCUCUAUGUGCAGAGCGUCCCAAUCCUACUCAAUGGGAUCGUGAAUCUUGUGGCCCCGGAGACAGUCGCGGUUCCAGGGACGCCAAAAGUCGCCCUCCAUCUGAUCAGUAUUCUCUCGCUUUCCCUAGGCGUUGGCUACAUCGUCGCGGCGCAGGCUUCGGCUGCCAAUCGUCGAACAUUCAUGCUGGCGUCGGUGCCGCUGCGAGGCCUGGCGGCAGCGCUGUUCUGUGCCGAUGGGGAGAUGGGCACUGCCGUCUGGGAGGGGUCAAUGGCGGUUGUGAACACUGCAGCGGCUCUGUUGCUGUGAUGGAAGGGGUUGCGGUGUUAAAGAUGCCAGGGAGCAGGAGCGCAUCAUCCCGGCAGCGGUGGCCAAACCAAAUGGGGGCCAAAACACCAACUUUUAGGCCCCGCCAUCAACCUCAACUUCAUCCAUCAAAACCUGUAAAUACUUUUUCAUUGUCCAAAAAUAG
Mytilinidion resinicola is the source of this 589-nucleotide messenger RNA. RefSeq lists its product as uncharacterized. Bases 94 to 426 code for a protein of 110 amino acids. The transcript has 2 exons. Lineage: Eukaryota; Fungi; Ascomycota; Dothideomycetes; Mytilinidiales; Mytilinidiaceae. The record is from RefSeq and is a predicted model, not a curated record.